AGUAGUACUCAUGUGAGAGGUGAAGUUGAUGUUCUUGGAGGAGUGUUGAUGAUGGGAGACACUGAUGAGGAGAGUUUUAGUGGAGUGGACAGAGAAGGAGUUAGACCUGGGUUGCUUUCUAGGUUCGUGUUCGAAACUAGGCUUAGGGAGAUGGAUAGGUUUGUGGCUGAGCUUGUUGCUGGAUACAAAGGGGAAGGGAAUGAUGGUGGUUCAGGGAGCCAGUUGUCUUUAGCUAAAGUCUUUUACAAGGCAGAGAUUAGUGAUUGGUUCUCUGCAGUUGCUAUUCCUGUUGGGGCGCGUUUUAGAGACAUUGAUGCUGCUCUUGUGUCUUCUUACCAGGGAAUGAAUCUUACAGAAGUUUCGGAACUUGGACCGCCUCUUUUAAACCAACAUAACGGUAGUGCCAUAGGUUUAACAUUCAGAAAGUCAAACAUCGCAGCUUCACUGGCUCAGUCCAUCACAAACCUUGAAGAUGAACAAGUUUUGAAUGCAGCAAACCGUUGUUUCAGAACUUUUGGGCAAGUAACCUGCAACAUUCUGAGGGGUGUAAAACUAUCUCUACUGGGCUGUCAACAGAUUUUAUCACCGUUUAACAACCUCCAUUAUUCUGCUGGAGCCAUUACAGUCCCAGUAAGUUUCCUAAGGCGCCGUAUUGCUAUGGAUCCUGAACCAUCAGCAGAGAUGAGCAGAGGCAUGGGUCAUGUGUCCUCUUCUAGUUCCAUUGCUUUGAGGUUAGACUCUUUAGUUGACGAGUCUACGAGAGUUGGGGGAUGGAUUGAAAUUCAGAACUCAAGAGAGAAGCAAGUGAAAUGGUCAGUUUCUAUUACAGACAAACCAGAGGAUGAAGUGGGAUGGGGCAUGAGCCUUGGGGGAGUCAUCGACGGUUCAAGAAAUCAUAAUCAGUUUCAGGUGGAAUCAUAUCUCAAAUUCAACAUUGAUCAUAGGUUUAGCUUAAGUCCAGGUCUUGUUUAUCUCACAAACAGUAACGGAAGAACAGUAGGUCUCAUGCUUCACUCUCAUUGGUCUCUGUAAUCUUACAUUCAUGGUUGUAUCUACCACUAAUUGCAAAUGUUUUAGGGAUGAAAAAAAAGUCCGACCAAAUCUAAUGUUAGCUGCUACAUUGGAAUAGUUAGCAUGUGACUGUACCAAAGGACAAAGAAAAAC
Messenger RNA from Eruca vesicaria subsp. sativa (arugula), 1164 nucleotides. Lineage: Eukaryota; Viridiplantae; Streptophyta; Magnoliopsida; Brassicales; Brassicaceae. The record is from the annotation of a GenBank genome assembly.